Molecule: messenger RNA, 1841 nt
Organism: Prorocentrum cordatum
Lineage: Eukaryota; Dinophyceae; Prorocentrales; Prorocentraceae
Source: the annotation of a GenBank genome assembly
AGGGGCCUCGGAGUCACCCUCGCGGGGCCUCUCGGCCCCGAGGACGCGGCCCGCGGCCAGCCCGCGCCGCGAUGGCGGAGUUCAUCGGCGCAGUGGUCGACCAGCACGGGGGCGAGGACGUGCAGUUGGUCCCGAGGGCGGCGGCCCCGGCCAGCUUCAUCGGCGGCGGCGAGGGCGCGGAUCUGGCUCCAAGGGGAACCUCCUUCAGGCAUGCUGGCGCGGAGCAGUGGCAGCGGGCUCGGCCGAGCCGAAGGAUACAGCACGCGUACAAGGGAGCAGCGUCUCCGGGGCGGAGCGGGCGGAGACGGUGCCGGCCGCGGCGCUGGAGGGGUCGCCGGCCAAGGAUAGAGCCGGCGUCCGCGCGACGCCUCGCCAGCACAGGCGCCGCUGCGGAGGAGGUGCAGGGGUCAGCGGCGGGCGAUCGCGGGGCCCACCAGGAGCUGGGCGUGAAGGCCUCCGACCUCCACAGGGACGACCGCAGGUUCAUCAAGCUCCAGGCCAUCCUCACCGUCUUGCCCCAGCACCUGCUGGGCUGGACGGGCUCGAGCCCUGGCUCGGAGGGCAAGCGUGGCGGCGAGCUGACGCAUGCGGACCUCGUGGAGGCUGCCUUGGUGAAGUCAUGCCUGGACUACCCCAGGUUCGCGAAGGUCCUUGGGCGGCUGGUUGUCGCGCACGCGAGCCAGGACAUGGCCAUCCUCGUGGAUCACGAGGACUUCCAAGAGGACUCUUCACGUGCGUCCGGGGAACCAAUCCUUUCGUACCCCGCGACUUGAGCGACGACGCCCGUGUUAUCAUGGGCCUCCCGCCUGCGCGCGUGGAUGAGGCGAAAGCAGCGUACCGGGCCGUGUGCAAGCGCUUCCCUGGCUACAGGUUUUACGGUUGUGGGCACUCGCUGGGUGGGUCUGUUAUGCACGAGUUGGCCUACGUCUUCGAAAAGCGCCCCGAGUAUCGCUUCACACGUGUGGAUGUAUUCAACGCGGGGGCCUCUCCCUUUCAGCGCAGGAACUCCGCCCUGAAGCACACUGUGCUUAUGUCGCAUCGAGUAACGGGAGAUCUGGUGUCGUACUUCUACGACCCUGCUGGGGGCGCCACGAUUGAACAUAAGGAACGCCCUCAGUUUGGAGGAGCCCACUGGAUGGGCCACUUCCUCCCGCGCCGGCAUGUCGUUGCAGAUGCAAACGGAGGCAACGGAGAUCUCAGCUCAUGCCUGACGCAGUGACACGUCCCAUCUAGCUUCGCCGCCAGCACUUUUGGACUUGUCUCUUCUUGUGCUCUGUUAGGGCGUCGGCAGAAGGGCGUCGGUCGGGCCACACUGUGCCUAGCCCCAUGCUGUUGCGUCCCUCCCGCGAGCUUCGUCGCUGCGUCUCCUUCUCCCGAGCGUUCUAGAUGCCAUUCGCCGGAGCUCGGGACUCCGACCUCCGACGACUUGUUGUUCGAGCCGCUGGCUCAAAUAUCAAUUCGGUCGCGGCUUGAUCAAGUCGUCAGAGGUCUGGAGAUACUUCCUCCGCCACGCCUCUGGUCAAUCUACGUGUCGAUCACUUAUCCUGGCGACUAUAUAAUGUUCGUGUAUGAUUGCUCUAGUUGCCUCUUAUAGCUAUCAUGUGGCCAUUGGAACAGCAAGACUUGAAGCGAACGACGUGUACCUAAUCGCUGGCCGCUCUCCGUAGGUGCUGUUUUUCCCGCUUUGCGAGGCUCAGGGAGGCAUGAGGCAAGCUUGGAUGCGAGGGCGUCCUUGACUUCCUCGUCUUUUUCCUCCUGGUACUCCUCUCCUCCUCCUGCCCUCGUGCUCCUCAGCUCCCCUCCCUUCUCCUGCUCGUUCCCACUCGUCCUGGUCUCUCCUC